This is a messenger RNA of Falco peregrinus (peregrine falcon), 15174 nucleotides long. RefSeq names its product glutamate ionotropic receptor NMDA type subunit 2A (gene GRIN2A). The record is from RefSeq and is a predicted model, not a curated record. The transcript is spliced from 14 exons. Gene Ontology annotation, cellular component: NMDA selective glutamate receptor complex; postsynaptic density membrane; plasma membrane. Bases 539 to 4915 code for a protein of 1458 amino acids. Gene Ontology annotation, molecular function: NMDA glutamate receptor activity; transmitter-gated monoatomic ion channel activity involved in regulation of postsynaptic membrane potential. Gene Ontology annotation, biological process: long-term synaptic potentiation; excitatory postsynaptic potential; synaptic transmission, glutamatergic. NCBI's taxonomy places the organism in Eukaryota, Metazoa, Chordata, Aves, Falconiformes, Falconidae.
AAAAAAAAAAAAAAGAGAGGGGGGAGGAAAAGGAAAAAAAAAAGAUGAAGACGCUUAAACGCCUCCUGCCAAAAGUAAAGAGCAAAUCUCAGUUGCAAUGGCUCUGCUAAAACUUGAUCAUGCGGGAUUUCAAGCGAUAGGGAGCUGCUGGGCUUGCAUUUACUGCGGUGGGAACAAGUUGCAGGAUGAAAUCCAGGCGUUAAAGGACCUAUUUUCCACUUCGUUGUUUGCAAAGGAAUCUACUGAGAUGACUUUGAGGAUCUUUAAGCUGGAACUAUGUGGAGGGAGCAUGCACCCCCCCCUGCCUGUCUCCCUGCCAGCGUAGCUGCCCUCCCGGGACGCGAUGUCGCUCGCAGGCUGCGGCGGGGACCACGAGUGCGGCCAGCGGCGCGGAGGCCGCCCCUGAGCCCGGGCACCGAGGGGCGCGACAUGCCCGCGGCCGCGGCAUGCCCAGCACCAGCACCGGCACCGGCACCGGCAGCACCGGCACCCGCCGCCGCUCCGUCUCCUGAGGCGCUGGGGGAUAAAGCUGGCAAAGAUGAGGAAAAUUGGCUGUGCUCUCCUGGUACUCCAAGCUCUUCUGGCGCCUUUGGAUCUUGUUUGUGGAGCAGAGAAAAGUUAUCCCAUCCUGAACAUUGCAGUGAUUCUGGGAAGGACCAAGUAUAUCACAGAGAGAGAUAUCAGAGCUCUCUGGACCAGGGAAAUGUCAGCAGACCUGACUGUUGAUGUCAAUGUAGUGACCCUUCUGGUGAACCAGACUGACCCCAAGAGCAUCAUAACACACGUUUGUGACUUGAUGUCAGGCACCAAGAUCCAUGGAGUGGUUUUUGGAGAUGAUACUGAUCAGGAGGCAGUAGCUCAGAUAUUGGAUUUUAUUUCAUCUCAGACUUCCAUUCCAAUUCUUGGAAUUCAUGGUGGGGCCUCCAUGAUAAUGGCAGAUAAGGAUGUGAUGUCCACGUUCUUCCAGUUUGGGGCAUCCAUCCAGCAAGAAGCCAUCAUCAUGCUGAAGAUCAUGCAGGAUUAUGACUGGCAUGUGUUCUCUCUGGUGACCACCACCUUCCCUGGAUAUCGAGACUUCAUCAACGUCAUUAAGACCACAGUGGAAAAUAGCUUUGUGGGCUGGGACAUGCAGAAUGUCAUCAUACUUGAUACCGCCUUUGGAGAUGCCAAGACCCAAAUUCAGCUGAAGAAAAUUCAUUCCUCCGUCAUCCUGCUAUAUUGUUCCAAGGAUGAAGCUGUCUACAUAUUGGAUGAGGCUCGUUCCCUGGGCCUUACUGGCUAUGAUUUCUUUUGGAUAGUUCCCAGUCUGGUUAGUGGUAACACAGAAAUUACUCCCAAGGAGUUUCCUUCAGGACUCAUUUCAGCAUCUUAUGAUGAAUGGGACUACAGUUUAGAAGCUCGGGUACGGGAUGGCCUUGGGAUUAUUGCCACUGCUGCAUCAGCCAUGCUGGAAAAAUACUCCUUCAUUCCUGAGGCAAAAACUAGCUGCUAUGGACAACUGGAGAAAAGCGACCAGCCAUCUCACACCUUGCACAAGUUCAUGAUGAAUGUGACUUGGGAAGGUAAAGAUUUGUCCUUCACAGCAGAUGGUUACCAGGCACACCCCAGGCUGGUGGUGAUCGUACUGAACAACGAUCGCGAAUGGGAAAAGGUGGGGAAAUGGGAAAACAAUUCACUGAGCCUGAAGUACUCUGUCUGGCCAAGGUACAGCUCUUUUGCAGACAGCGAUCCAGAUGAUAACCAUUUGAGCAUUGUCACCCUGGAGGAGGCUCCCUUUGUUGUUGUUGAGGAUGUGGAUCCUUUGAUGGAAAGUUGCCAGAAAAACACUGUGCCAUGUCGUAAAUUUGUCAAAAUUAACAACUCAACGAAUGAGGGAACUAAUGUAAAGAAGUGCUGCAAAGGGUUCUGCAUUGAUAUCUUGAAGAAGUUGUCUAAAACUGUCAAGUUCACAUAUGACCUAUAUUUGGUGACUAAUGGGAAACAUGGCAAAAAAGUCAAUAAUGUGUGGAAUGGAAUGAUUGGUGAAGUGGUAUAUCAUCGUGCUGUUAUGGCUGUGGGGUCUCUCACUAUUAAUGAAGAGCGCUCUGAAGUGGUUGACUUUUCAGUGCCAUUUGUUGAGACUGGGAUUAGCGUCAUGGUGUCACGGAGCAAUGGCACAGUUUCACCAUCUGCUUUUCUAGAGCCUUUUAGUGCUUCUGUCUGGGUGAUGAUGUUUGUGAUGCUUCUCAUUGUGUCUGCCAUGGCUGUCUUUAUAUUUGAGUACUUUAGUCCUGUAGGAUAUAACAGGAACUUAGCACAAGGGAGAGAUCCCCACGGACCAUCCUUUACCAUUGGAAAGGCUGUGUGGUUGCUCUGGGGCUUGGUAUUCAACAACUCCGUGCCUGUGCAAAACCCCAAAGGGACGACAAGUAAAAUCAUGGUGUCAGUUUGGGCUUUCUUUGCUGUCAUUUUCCUGGCUAGUUACACUGCCAACUUAGCUGCAUUUAUGAUCCAAGAGGAAUUUGUUGAUCAAGUGACUGGACUGAGUGAUAAAAAGUUCCAAAGGCCGUAUGAUUAUUCACCUCCUUUCCGAUUUGGAACUGUCCCAAAUGGAAGCACAGAGAGGAAUAUCAGAAACAACUACCCUGAUAUGCACCUUUACAUGACAAAGUAUAAUCAGAAAGGAGUUGAAGAUGCCUUAGUCAGCUUGAAAACUGGGAAGUUGGAUGCUUUCAUCUAUGAUGCAGCAGUGCUGAAUUACAAGGCUGGAAGAGAUGAAGGCUGCAAACUUGUCACAAUAGGGAGUGGAUACAUCUUUGCCACUACGGGCUAUGGAAUAGCGCUUCAGAAGGGAUCACCUUGGAAGAGACAGAUCGAUCUGGCCCUCCUUCAGUUUGUCGGAGACGGAGAAAUGGAAGAGUUAGAAACCCUGUGGCUGACUGGUAUUUGCCACAAUGAGAAGAAUGAAGUAAUGAGCAGCCAGCUGGACAUUGACAACAUGGCAGGAGUGUUUUACAUGCUUGCAGCAGCCAUGGCGCUCAGUUUAAUAACCUUUGUGUGGGAGCACUUAUUUUACUGGAAACUUAGAUUCUGCUUCACUGGAGUCUGCUCAGAUAGGCCGGGAUUGCUGUUCUCAAUCAGCAGGGGUAUUUACAGCUGCAUUCAUGGAGUACACAUUGAAGAGAAAAAGAAGUCUCCUGACUUUACUUUGACCAAUUCCCAAACCAACAUGUUAAAACUACUGCGAACAGCAAAAAAUAUGACCAAUAUCAAUCCUUCAAGAAUUAACUCUCCCAAAAGAACAGCUGAUUUUAUUCAAAGAGGUUCCUUGAUUAUGGACAUGGUCAUGGAUAAGGGAAACUUGAUAUUUUCUGAUAACAGAUCCUUUCAGACAAAGGACAACUUUUUUAGUGACAACAUGAGUGAACUGCAAACCCUUCCUAGCAAUCGACACAAGGACAAUCUUAACAACUAUGUUUUCCAAGGUCAGCAUCCUCUCACACUGAAUGAAUCCAAUCCAAACACAGUAGAGGUUGCGGUAACAGCAGAAACAAAAGUGAACUCCAGACCCAGGCAACUUUGGAGGAAAUCUGUUGAAUCUUUACGUCAAGAAUCUGUACGUCAGAGCCAAGGUUCCCAGAGAGACAAUGGGUCAGAUGAAAAUAGGCAGCUUUCACUGAAAAGCCAAAGAUACCUUCCUGAAGAGAUUGUCCAUUCCGAUGUAUCAGAGACAUCAAGCCGAGCUACUUGCCAUAUGGAACCUGAAAACAACAACAAGCACCACAAAACCAAGGACAAUUUUAAAAAAAGGACAGUAGCAUCAAAAUACCCAAAAGACUGUAGUGAAGUGGAACUGACAUAUCUGAAAACCAAACAGAGCUCUCCACGGGAUAAAAUCUACACGAUUGAUGCUGACAAGGAGCCAGGAUUCCGCUUGGACACACCUCAGUACAUUGAAAACAUUGUCCUUCCAGAAACUAUAGAGUUUCCUGAUGUUUAUCAAGAUCACAAUGACAACUACAGGAAAGCAGAACAUGCUAACAGGACUCCCUCGCAUAAUGAAGACAGUCUUCCAAAUAAUGACCAGUAUAAACUUUAUGCAAAGCACUACACUUUAAAAGAUAAAAAUGCUUCCCUAGUUGACAUGAACGAUAGAUACAGACAGAAUUCCACCCACUGCAGGAGCUGUCUUUCCAAUUUGCCCACUUAUGCGGGACACUAUUCGAGCAGAUCCCCCUAUAAAUGCGACGCAUGCUUGCGGAUGGGGAACCUCUAUGAUAUUGAAGAAGAUCAGAUGCUGCAGGACACAACGAACUUAUCACUUCCUGAAGAAAUCUAUGAGCAUAGUUGGUCACAUAACAACGCUCCGCAAUAUCAUAAAAAAAAUAAGUUGAGGAUUAGCAGGCAACAUUCUUUUGAUAAUAUCGCUGAUAAAUCCAGGGAAAUUGAUAUUGGAAGACCUUCUCGUAGUAUAAGCUUGAAAGAAAGAGAGAAAUUUCUACAAAGUAGUCCAUAUGCAAGCAUGUUUAGUGUUCCCUCAAGCAAACUGUUGAGCAACAAGGCCUCACUCUUAACUCAUGCUCUAGAGGACAGUAAGCGGAGCAAGUCGCUGUAUCCUGUUCACUCAGAUGACAAUCCCUUUCAGCACUCGUAUCGUGAUGAGCAGCACUUGUCUCUUAGGCGAAGUCCAGCUGAUCUUUAUAAACAUUCAUUACCAACAAGAGGAAGAAAUGAUAAUUAUUUAAGGUCAUCCAUAAAGUCUACAGCAUCAUACUGUUCCAGGGAUGGUCGGAUCCAUAAUGACAUGUACAUUUCAGAGCAUGUUUUGCCUUACGUUGCAAAUAGGAAUAGCUUGUACUCAACUCCAAGGGUUUUAAAUUCCUGUAGCAAUAGACGUGUGUGUAAGAAAAUGCCUAGCAUUGAAUCAGAUGUUUAAAUUUUCCAUGAACACUUUAUCUAUAGGGAAAAAAUAGUUGCCACCAUCUUAGAGGGAGAAUUUAUCCUUUAACAGUAUCUUGCUAUGGUAAAUGAUACAGAAACCUCUCCCUUCCCCAAUGUACUUUUGUACCUGAAUAGGCAAACUAGUAGUAUGCUCUCAACCAUCCUUUUAAAAUGUCUUGUUGAAAAGGAUAAAAAAUAGCCAUUUAUGUAUGCUUUAUAUAUAAAUGGCAAGCUGUACUGAAAUAGCCCCAGUAUAUGUUGGCAACUAUGCUGUUUUGUAUCUAAUUAUUUUACUAUUUUGGUCAUUCUAAUUUAUGUUGCUAAGUAUCAUUCAAUGUACUUUUGUCCUUAGAAAUGUUUAAUGAUUUUCUAGUACUGGAUAAGCAAUAUGGUAUGCAUGUAGUAUGACACAGACAAAAAGAAUUAGGAAUGCAUUUGCACAGAUUCAAAAGUAAGACUCUUAAGAACAGAAAGCUAGACUUUCAAAAAUAUAUUUUAGCUUCAUAAUCAUUUUCAAAGCCAAAUAAUAAUUAAAAAAAACCACGCCCCUGGACCUUAAUUAAUAAAAUACAGUGUGUUAGCACAAAAUUAGGAUGUUCGUUCUAGAAUACAGAAAAGAAAUGGGAAGGCUGUAGGCCCAGCCAUGUGAACUGCUGUGUACCACCAGGAAGCCCCAUGGAUAUUGGUUAAUGUUAAUGUACAAAUGCUUUUCUUACAUUCCACAUGCACUUGCCAUUGCAAACUAAGCUCACUGGAAAGUCUGCAGUCAUCUUGUCAGAAAUUUCACAGCUGCCUAAUCCAGAGUAUAUAUUUUUAGAUAUCACUAUACGGCACUUACUAUGGAGCUGUGGAUUUUAUUAGUAACCUUGAGGCCUAAUAUGUAUGUAAGUUUGCAUUUGCCCCUUACUGGUGAUUACUCAGGGUUGUAUAGUAUUUCUUUUAUUCCUUCAAUUCCUAAACCAAAUCCCAACCCACUGUAGUUCUUUGUUCAUAGUGUAGUAGUGACAUCUAAUUAAUUGUGUGUUAAUAGUAUUUAAGCUGUUAAUGCAGUAUCAAACACCGACAGACAUAUGUUCAGUGUAAUCAACGAGGAGCACAAUACCAUUUAUUUGCAUACGCAGUGAAGGAUUAACACCUUUUGAGGGACUUCUUCCUUCCAGAAUAUUGUGCAUAUUUGUUGAACAUCAGACCAUUUUUUUUUAACCUCUCCGAUGAAGUCUGUUAUAUAAAUUGAAUAUAUGCACACACAAUUAAGGAACAGUAUCUUUAUUAUCACUUACUGGUAUGCAAAGUUAUUCACAUAACAGGGAUGCAAUGUUGUAUUACUUUUACUUCUAGUAAAGAUCAAUCAGAUUAUUUCACAAAUAAAAUAUCUGCUACACACCCCUCCUUACCCCCUGGGGAAACACAAAACCACUAGAUUUUGACCAUAAGGGAGGGUGGAAGGGAGGAGAGGAAGCCUUUCAUGAGAACAGUCUACAGUUGUAAUUACGUUUAAACUGAAGUAAAUGUAACUGCUGAUACAUUUAACUACUGACAGCAUUCCACAGGUGGUGCUCUCCAGUUCUCCUGCUACUCUGAGAAUUGCUGUAGGGUUUUUUGUGUAGAGGCAGCUGAGACUAUUCAAACAUUAUUCCCUCAUUUCACUGAGGAGCAGCGAGCAGGGAAACCAUUGUGAAUGGGGAAAUGUGAGCGUUACCCUAACUUUUCUCUGACCUGAAUGAAGCGUGGUGAGAUUUGGGCUUCCUAGUCCCUUUCCAGCUUCCAAAAAUCUUAGUAUACAUUUUUAUAAGUAUGUUCAGAAAGCAUAUUUAUGGGUAUCUGUACAGUCUCCAGAACAAAUAUGUUUUGAGUAUUCUUUAUUUGACAUUUGGUCACAAUUACUGGCCCUGAUCCACAUGAUAUGCUUUCUGGUUCCUCACUGGAUCCAGUUUCUGCAAACAGAAGAUCCUUACCUGCCUUUAGAGAGAGUCACCUUUUGUAGGAACAGUUGUAUGAGCCAAGCCAGGCGAGGGUGUUUAUGGGAUCAGCAGUACUUUUCAUGAACCAAAACUUUUUCCCAGAGACAUGGGGGUACAAUUGUUCUUAGGUCUACAGGACGGCAAAUGCACUGAAGACAUAAAUAUUGUUGUAAUGAGUUUAAUAAAAAUAUUUCAGACAAAUUUUAAUUUCCAGUUCAAAUCAUAGUAUAUUAAAUAGCUCAAAAUACUUAAGAUUUUAUCUGGUGUGUUUCAGCAGAUAUGGUAUUUGUCGAUAUCAUACCAAAACCUGCCAUGCAGAUCACUGAGAAUUUUAUGAAGUGAAUCCUAAAACUCAGUGGUGGCUCUUGUUUUUCGCAUCAUCUUAAAGCUCUCAAAAUAUUUGCUGAUUGCUCCAAGUCUUUGGUAUCAUCAUCUCUAUCAAACUAGGCACGCAUAAUUCAAUAUAUACAAGUACUGUAUGUGAGAUUGUGGGAAAGAAAAAUUCCCAUUUACAACAUUUCUAAGUAAACUCUUGAGAUCCAAAUGUAACCAUCCUAAAUCCAGGUGGAUUUAUCCUUCUGUAAAAGGUACAAGCAAAUUAGCUGGAAAGAAAUACAUUAUUGCAGUGUUUGCUUUUUCUGAUUUGAGCAGAUUUCUGGUGACUGUAGAGUUUUAUUGUUACUAGCCGCAAAUACAUGAUACAACCACCUCCCCUAAACCAAAGCAAAUUAAAGAGACAGAGGGAAAAUUUGAUAAUGUUGCACAGCAGUUGUUCACAUGGAAAUAAAAGGUGCUGCCUUAAAGGAGAAAAACCCCACCCCCAGAUACUGAAAGUAGAGGGAAUAAGAAUCUGCAUGCAUUUGUUGUUUUGAUCUUGGCAUAUAAUAUGAGCAAAUAAAGGGGGAAGAAAAGGCUACAGGGUAGGGCUGUAGGCGAGUAGCUGGUAUGGUUGCAGAUUUAUACCUGUAAAGAAGAAGCAGCCAAGAAGUUGAAGAAAAAUCUUCAACAGUAGAGCCACAAGCCACAGCUUGUGAGACUCAGCCAUAGAGCGUGUGGAAUUCUGAAUAUUGCCUGAGCUUUGUUGAUAUAUUUGCACUGACUUUCAAUUAAACUGAGAUCAAGACUUUCUGUAUUUCCCUCUCUCUCACUCUAGCUGCUGCUAUUCUUGAAGAGGAGAAAAGAAUCUUCCUGCAUAAGUGGCCAUCCUUUCUGUACCUUUCUGGAUGGUGCUGGUGACUUGUUACAUUUUCCUGAUUACAGCUCUAGCAGUUUGUUGGUCAUUCCUUUCACCAAGAUUUCCCGUGACUCCAGCUGGAACUGAAUCAGGCUGUAAAUGAUAUGGGCCAUUCUUGGUAGCAUGUCCUGUAGUGUUACACUGCUCCUGGACGACAACUUUUAUGGAGGCAGGAUAUUGAAUUGCUGAGGAAUGGAGUAGGUACAUGGAGGUAAAACCAGCUACAUAGACGUACCUGCCUCUUGCUUUUUUUCUCUUUUAAAGACAUUGUAGAAUUUCUUCAUGUUUUUGUCUUUCCCUUCUCACCGCAGUAAAUUUUCCUUUUUCCUUUCAAAUGGAUUUUGUGUUCUGCUUGUGUUUCUUAGAGCAGUGUAGCCACCCACUAACUUAAACGCAUGGAAAUAAGAUAUUUUAAUAUAUAAGGUAAAAUUAAGGAAAAUUAAGAGGUUUUGUAUUUCUGGAAAAUUUAUUUUAAUGUUUUUGCAGCUUUUGCUGAGAAUUCCUUAUUCUGCUAUCUAAGAAGCUCAAUUAGGAGAAAGAGUGCUGCGGACAAACAGAAACCAAACCACCACCAGCUCACUGUGUUUUGGCAGCAUCUCAUAAAUACAUGUCUCUCUCUGAUCUUUCAGGAAUACUUAGGAGGUGAAAUAAGGCUCACAAGGAAAAUCAGGGGUGUAUUUUUCUUGGUGAAAAUAUACCUUUUUAGAGGAAAUCUUUUAAAGGAAGCAAAAACUAGAGCUGUGUGUAGCUUUGGGUUUCUGUGCUGGAAGGCUAAGGUCUUUCUGUUGCCAGUGAGGAGAGGGAGAGAAAGCUCCCCAGGGAAGGUAGUUCAGAGCACUGAAGGCUUAGGAGCUGGUGUGUGUGUGAUGUGUCCUGAAAGAUUUUACCUCUCUCUUUUGACCUUUUAGAAAGUAUAGGCUCCUAACUUAGGCAUCUCAGUUAGGUGGGCUUAGAAAAGUGAUGAUCUAUUUAACCCCAGCCUCAAAAAUCCACUAGUUAAAUCUGCAAGUGAGCACCAAGUUAAACCUUGCAGGUGCAUAUAGGUUCCUGUGCUUAUGCGACUAGUUACUAAGGUAGCACCUGUCGUUCGUGGGUUUUGCAGUACUCCCAGCCUAGUCGGUGUCAUUGUUUUCUUUAUACCACGUGACUAUUGAGCAUGAAAUAGAAGUGUCAGAAACUAUUCCUUGUAGAAUAACUUGCUAUUUUCAUAUUUCUGCAGUGUUAGCAUAUGCAUCUUAGUGAUGGGGAAGAGUUUGGAACUGCUCCUUCCCUUGCUGGGUUCAUCAAUGUAGAACAGGAAUUGUGGUAUGAAUCUGAGGGUCUAAAAGUCAGCUUGCAUGUAGGAAGAAUUCAAGGGGUGAAACUUUUUGUUGUUUUACAUUGCAUUUAAGGUGUUUCAUAUAAAAAACCUAGUGAAAGCAGAUCUUUUAUGGCAAAAUCCUUUCUUAGUUAAUAUAGAACAGUAACUAUCCUGUGGUUUGGCUAGAUUGUGUUAAGUGUUAAUCAUCACAUAACGUGCUUCUUUCAAGGUGGAGUGUCAUACACACUCUUGCUAAACUUUCCCUUUCCCAGCUGUAGCCCUAUCUUAGCUCGAAAGUCCCUUUAAAGUAGGUAUCUUUCCUGUAUAGGGCAAUCUGUUUUGCAACAUAAAAAUUGUUUUCCAGUGAUACACUUAAAUUGUUUAUUUUAGUAAUGAUAUUUUUUUUGAUCUGAACUUCCUUCCAUUGAGAGCUGAGCCUUCAAAGUAUAACAGUGCUGAAGGAACUUCUGAAAGAACUUAAAGGCCUUUUAAAAUAUGACUUAUGAUAUGAGCCAUUUCCCUGCCCAAACUCGCCUGUGUUGUCUUAUUUAAAUGUAUUAGCAAUGUAUUAUUGUCCCUAGGAGGGACGGUAUUACUAUCCCUAGGAGGGAGCACAGUUUAAUCACAGAUGUGUGUUUGUUUGUGGACAUAAGUGCAGGUACAGACAGGGGUACGGUGUGGUAGAAGAAAGGCUCAACCUGCUCUGGCUGCAGUCACCUGUGAAGCUGUGGUUAAAUGGUGUAGCCUCAAGCCCGUCACGUCUCCUACAUUGAUCAUGCAGACUUUUCUGUCUGAUGUGCAUGUAUUGUACAUAGUGUAAACUUCUUGUCGAUGCUCAGCUUUCAUUGUGGACUUAAUCCCAUGUUCACCCUCAUUAUAGUGUCGCAGCACUGUUUGUGGGAUGGAGAGGUGGCUGUUUGUGCUCUCUAGUGUCUGUUGUCCUGUUAUACAGGAGCAGAAAUCCUGCCUUGCUCCUCUCUGCUCUGCUGGGGAGAGUUGCUGCACUCUUUGUAAAUAAGCUCCUCAUUUAUUUCACCACAGUCAAGCUUUUUUUUUUUUUUUUCCUGCUUCUCUCGACCUGUGUACAGAGUAUGCUCUCUAAAAACAUGUGCUCUUCCAAUGUCCUGCAGUUUGGAAGUCAGGAUUACAAGUGUGCAUUGCCCUGCAAUGCAGUGAAAAUGCAUUUAGUCUUUCUUGCAGGUUCAUGAGCUUUUUUGUUACAUACUGCAGAAUAUAUCUGCUGUGGUUGAAACAUUUUUUUAGAUGGAUGCCAGUCUUACAGCUGUAAGAAUUCACUGUUGAUUUUGUGAUAAUUUUGUCAUAUCUAUAAUUUAAGAACCAGAAAUAAUAUAAGAAAAUUCAGUUACCUCACCAUUUACCAGGUUUUUUGUUGUUUUGUGCUUAAAUGACACUUUUUACUCCUUUUGCGUAAUUCUUUACUUGUGUUGAAAACAACGCUAAAUUAGUAGAGAAUAUAAACAUGCUGUAACACUGUCAUGCAAUACCUUUAUUAGUAGAUAACCACACUAAAUAUAAUAUUACAUAUUUAAAAGCGAGAUGGUUUUGACUUUCCAACUCUUAAAAAUAGUGGUGAUAAGCAGUUAUACUCUAGAUGUUUUGUCCUUUCCCUUUUGUAUUAGUAUGUUUUCAUUAAUAUAUUUCACAAAUUAUAUUUCUAUGUGCACGUUAGAAAACUGUGAAAAUAAAUACCAAUAAAUAUUGUGAUACUUAUUCAGUGCACUGUAAAGUUCCAAGUGAGAUGAUACUUUGCUUGGGAAUUGAUGAAGGUUUCCUCACUUCUCAUAAAUGGUACUAAGCUUUAAUGUGGACAAAUGGUAAUAUUUACAGUGACAUGAAAUUUUAAUGGAGAAUGUCUUGUUUUGCACUUCUAGUACUAUUAUAAGAAAUGAUGUUUUUCUCAGCAAAUGCAUUAUGAGAAUACUGUUUUUAUUUGUUUUGUGCAUUGCAGUACAUAAUAGCAGUUUUGAAGAGAUUUGUGUUACAUCACUACUACAGGAUUCUUUAGUCUUAUAAUUUUUAUUGAGCCCGUUUAGUAAUGGUGUUUAAUGGCAAAAACCUUUUGGAAAUAUGCUUUGGCUUCUGUUUCACAUUGCAAACCUGCACUUGGACUCAUAGUGAUGCAGUUGAAGGCCCUCAUGAGGUUGCUGCGCCUUCCCCUUCUACUGGGGAGGGAGACCUUUCUUUUUCACUGUUGGGACAAGAUUAGAAUUUUUUUUUUUUCGAGAAAAAAUUUGGAGAAUGUGUUGUGCAACAUUUGAAGUGUAAAUAAUCUUCAAAAGAGGAAAAAAAAAUAGUUGGAGGUUCACAGAUAUCCACACUAGUGGGUGGUCUGUGGUGGGCUGCAGGGUGUGUGGUUUCUGGAGGAAAUGAUAAUUUUUAAAGUGAUUUGAAUUCUACUUAAGUUUCUGAAAGUCACUGAAAAAAACAGGAAUUUUCUUUUUUUUUAAAGCCAAAGUCUUUAUGUUGUCGUACGAGGUUUCACAGGAUAAUGGGCCAAAGAAUACAAUUAAAUAUGCAAAAGGUUAAUCCUAUGGAAAAGGGUAUCCUGUCAUCUUGAUAUGCACAAGCAUAUUAAUGGUAAUAGGAACAAUGUGUGUAAUUUUCCUGUAUAUUGCUAUGUAGGUUGCACUAUUUUGAAUGAUACAAGCCUGAUAUUGUAAUUACCAAAUACCAUAAGAAGCUGUUUAUUAAUAGUUUAAACUUGUUAACCUAAAUAUAUAUACAGUAUACACACGCGUGCGUGCAUACACUUUCCAACCUAGCCAUGUGUGAGUAAUCUCCCAAAGCCGUGGGACACAUUCAGCAGCACUUUAUUUUAAGUCAUUCCCUUACUUCUUUUCCAAACCUCCUAAAUCCACAAAUCCUCUAGAAGCGUUUAUUGCAGUUUUUGAUACCAAUUACAAAAGAGGCUAAAGAACUUGCUGGGAUCAGGCUUGCAUUGUGCUAGGACAUCUGCAAACACAUCGGAGGAGAGUUCCUGCCGGUAUUCGCUAUAAAUAGCAAAGCCCUAGGCAAAGGAUGGCUCCUCAUCCUGGCCUGAAAAUUCAUGGCCAGAGAGGAGCUAUUGGCCUGGUGACUGACUUUAACAUCCCGUGUUAGCCUACGCGAUCCACAGCUGGUCGUUAAACAUGGUACUUAAUGUAGCUGAGGAAGGGUGUGUAAAAUGGAAGUUCCCAGGGAAGACCAGCUGGUGUGUGCCCCGGGUUCUGCCCUGCAGACUGGGCGGUUCGCAACCCCGGGGUGCACAGCGGCGGCGGCCAGCCCUGGUGCUUGGUGGUCACUUUUCUCAACACACAGGUGUUUGAGCUCGUUACUGACGGUGUGGAGAUUUUAACCAAGAGGUGGUUGUGGUAUUCAGCUUCUUUUCUAAAUUUACAGUGCUCUAACUAAACCUUAUGACAAAAAAAUACCUUGGAAUCAUUUGUUUGACGUAAUUCCUGAGCUUUUUUCCAAAGGGAGUGUUGGAUAGUUAUUAAUUUUUCAACCUUGACUGAGAAACCAAAAAUUCUGUAUGGUCAAGUUUUGUCUGCAGUUCAUCAUGAGUGUGUCUUGGAAAAGAACUUGGUUCCAAGUCCUUCAUCUGCAAGAAGAAAAAUUUUGGUUAGCUCCUUUUUGCCUGGCCUAGGUCUGGAUUCAAAACUUAGCAAAACACCUUUUGACUUAAAUAGGGAUGUGUGAGUGAGCAACGGGCGAGCAGAUCCUCAGUGCAGAUGAGGCUCAGAAUUAAAAAAAAGAGUACCAAACCUCAUGUUGCAAAGGUAUGGAAGUUGUGUCAUGUAUGAUGUGAAGCUAGGAAGGACACUAGUGCAAUUUUUAAUAAGAACUGUUUACAGUUUAUACUUGAUAUCAGCUAUAAUAUUUUGAAAUAGUCUUAUUCAUUUCAGCACGUCCAUUUUGCACUGAUGAAGAACAGCUUGAUCUCUCUGUCUUCACACCUCACGCCCACGUGCACAUGCACAGUAUAGCUUGUGUCUUCCCUGUUGAAACCAGAAGGUACCACCAGAAUUCAUUAAUGUGUUAGGCAAACUCCUACUUGAUUCUUAACUAAGUAUGCUAUUUUUAUGCACAACUUGCAUCCAUACAUUUCAGGUUCUCUCAGAAGCACUUCACCUGUGAGUUAAUAAUGUCAAUUUUUAGUUCUCAGAUUCAAAUUUACGCUAAACCUGAAGGGCAUUUUGUGCUUUCUUUCAUCCUGUUUAACGUUUUUUGCUGGCUUAGAUGAAAUACUAAUAUUUCUGUGCUGCUAAACAAAAACCACCAGAAAUGUUUUCAAAUCUCAAAUUACCCUUUUAAAAACAUUUUUACCUGCUUACUUGAAUAAUGUAAAUUUCAUAUGUUGUCGUGAUUAGUGUUUGUAUACAUACAUGUAUAUAUAUAAGCUAUAUAUAAGCUUUAUAUAUAUGUAUAUGUAUAAAGUUUUGGGGGAGAAUGAGGGGCAAGACAAAAAUUCAGCAUGGUGACAAUGAUUCUACAACCAUUCAUUAACAGUUUCAGGUAAUGCGUUGCUAUUAUCAGUUCGAUUAGAAGUUUUUUGCAGUUCAACUCUGAAAAAAAGGAUGUAGCUGAAAAUUAGUAUUGGAUCUUCAGCCAUCAUCCUAAGAUCAGUUUAUUUUCAUUUUAUCUUGAAAAAAUAAGUAUUCACAAUAUUAAUUUAAGAUUUUUCUCGGAAAGAAAAUUAGUACAGUUGGAAAAGUAUCCUUGUUCUGAUGGAGGAAAAAACUCCGAGUGUACUAAUUUGUACUAGUUACAUGGAGCACUAAUCUACAUUGCAAUAGAAGAAAUUUGCAUUCCAUAAAUAACAUCUUACCAGAAAUCUUGGAACCAUUUGAUUUUGUACACAGUAGAUUAAAAAGCGUAUCACUUCUGUUAUUCACUAGUGCCAUUUACUGUAACACUCUCAAGAGUGAAAUAUUUCAAACCAAAGGGUAAGUCAUAAAUUUCCAAUUGCUAGCAAAGAACAGUAGAGGUUUGAAGACCUCUUAACACCUGGGGAAAUAAAUCAGGAUGUUAGAGUAGAAAUAAAGGAAUAUUAGUGAAAUAGAAUCAAGCAUAAAAUAAUCAAUUUUUAAGAAAAUCCAGAGUUUCAUUAUAAAAUUCAUAGUCUAAUGAGUUCUUCAAAAGAAAGAGUUUGGGGAAAAAGAGAAUCAUUAAAAUCUAGUUUUGACAUUCCAGUCACUGCAUGGUUUAUUGGAGAGAUUCAGCAAACUGAAAGGGAUUUUAACACGCAAGUGUCUGUACACACGUGGCUGUAAGUGCCGUGUUACAGAGCCAGGGCUGCCCCUGCACCCUCUGCCCCGCCGUGGGGAUCCCGGCGGGGGACUCUCCCCAGUGGGGGGCUCUCCCCAGCGGCACACUGCGCAGCCUGGAGGAGCUGGGGGCACGCUCCCCUCCACGUCAGGCACACCGUCUCACAGCACUUCACCCCCACCACCGUGUUUUAACCCAGUGCAUGACUGAGUGCUAAUACUGUAUAAAUAUUUUGAAACAUAUCUAAAAAAAAUAUAUGUUUGCUUCAAACUUUUUAUGAUAGAGAAAUAUAUAAUUAUGGUUGUCUUACAAAUUGUAUUGUGUUCUUAAUUUUUAUUAAAGAUGUAGAAAAACAUUAAGGGAAUGGGGGACUUGAAUGUCUGUGUGUACCGAAAUGUAUAUAACUAUUUGGGGAAAACACACGUGCCAAGUAUAAAAUGAUGUAAAAAUUGUAAAUAGAUGAAAAAUUCAUUUUUCUAAUAAAGAUAAUU